GUUCUGAUGCAAAGUAUUACGAAGAUUAACUAGCAUUGAAGACUCACUACGCUUUCCAAUAAAUUUCCUUUGCUGUGUGGUCAUCUUAGUACUUUAUUAUGGCAUAUUCUAGCACAAUAAACUACAAAAUACGUGUCGACAAUGAAACGUUGGAAUGUAGCGAGAUCAUCGAAGCUUUGAGGGGUAACUCGACGAGUGUCGUAACGUGCCAGAUUGUGGGCGCCGAAACGCCCCGCCCCUGCGCAGAGUACACGCAGACCGCGGUAACUGCACUGACUUUUCUCGUGCUGACGAUGAUCAUUGCUUGCGGACUUGGCAUCGGAUUCAAAAUAGUUUACGAUAAAAAUAAAUCCCUUGAGAAAAUUGGAGAAGCGCCAGCGAAUCGACCUCCUCAGUCGCUUCUGGUCCUCCCGAGCCGCGAAACUGAAACAUUCCGAAGCAAGGCGUCAGAGAACACAUAUGUCUUGGACGAAUCUACUGAGAUCCUCCAAACUUCUCACGACCUCCCAGUGUACUUGGAGUUUGAAAAAGACCCCCCUGGAUGCGGCAAAGGUGGUGUUGAUGGUGACCGGAUAAUGAAUCCAUACUACUCAAAUGACCGAGAGAUUUGCGGGGAUUAUGCGAAUUGCAAACCUAAUCAAGUUCCCCUUUAAGAUGGCCUUCCGAAUGAGAACAACGAUGGAGAAAAUCAUGAAUGUUAUCCACGCAGUCAAUGAACCCUUGCGCGAAAUUUGUUGACUGCUUGGAUCAUGAUGGAAAAAAUGACACAGAUUGUGCCAUAUUGUACACGCAGUACAAAAUUAAAAUUAUUUUAGUAAAUAUCAACACGUAGCAUGAACGGUAAACUGUUUCUUUCAGUUUGCAGUCCCAUUUCAACGACCAAAAUAUUCCGAAAACAAUGAAAUUUUGGACAUUAUGGGACUGCGCUCAUGGGUGCGCAGAACAAUC
Hyalella azteca is the source of this 948-nucleotide messenger RNA. RefSeq lists its product as uncharacterized. Bases 99 to 653 code for a protein of 184 amino acids. The record is from RefSeq and is a predicted model, not a curated record. Lineage: Eukaryota; Metazoa; Arthropoda; Malacostraca; Amphipoda; Hyalellidae. The transcript has 2 exons.